AUGGAACUUGUAGAGCUCGACGAACACGGCAAGGACAAAUAUGGCAUCUCGAGAGGCCCCAUCCCCAUCAUCAACGCCGCCGGGAGAGGUUUGUCGAAAAUCGUCAGGAAAUUGGUCGAGCAGGGACACGAUGUAUCGCUAACAAACGACGCUGGUUUCACGGCUCUGCAUACUGCGGCCCACCACGGCCACGCCGACAUCGCGAGGGUACUGGCCAAGGCCGGCUCGGAUCUAGAGGCGACGACCCUCGAAGGCGACACGCCGCUUCAUUUGGCCACGAGCGUGGGGGAAACUGCAGCGAUGAGGGCCCUGAUCGAAGAAGGCGCUUCCGUCGACAGCCGUAAUCCCGGAGGGGCGACACCGCUGUACAUUGCGGCGAUGCAGGGACACCUGGGCGCGGUGAAGGUGCUCCUUCACGCCAAGGCAAACCCUCUGCUGACUUGGUCAUCGGAAUCUUCAGGCAGGAGCUUCGUCCCGCUGGAAGUCGCGGCGCAGACCGGCCGGUCGGCAGUGGUGAGCGAACUGUUGCGCGAAUUCGGUAUCCGUUGUUGUGGUGGGCCGAGUGGUGGGUUAGAUGCUCUCCGCGUCGCCGCAGUGUAUGGACAGGUUGACAUAAUGUCGAUGCUCAUGGAUGCCGGAGUGGUGGAUCCUGUCGGUCUAGCCCUGCUCGCCGCCGUCGGGAGCGGCAAGGAGGCAGCGGUAGGGUUUCUUUUGCGGCAGCAGGAGGAGCGGUGGCAAACUUCUUACGUGAACAUCGCCCGCGACGACGAUGGCUUAACGGCUUUGCUGUGGAGCUUCCGGGGUAACAAAAACAAGCCGUGCAACCCCAGGAUCACGCGGCGUCUUGUGGACGCAGGGGCGGACACGACCUCGGCCGUGCAGCUCCGCGCCAAACGCAGUCGCACCUGCGUCAAUGUGACGCCACUGGAGUACGUGAACGAUUGGGCCCUUCGUGAAACCAACGGAGACCACCCUGCAACCGACGAGCAACUGCUCCGGCUAGAGGCUACCCGCCGCGUGCUUUUGCGAGUGGUGGCCGUUCACGCAGUUUCUUGGAUAUGGCCCAGCGAUGCCCCACUUCUCGCACGUCCCGCAAAUAGCCCGAGAACGGCCAAGCAUUCUCCGACUCAGCUGACGACGGUGCUGCCGGUCUUGAGGCGGAGGGCGGGAAGGCGUGCUUUGCUUUGGGACACGCUGUUCAGGUAUUCGAAGAAGUCUUGA
Messenger RNA from Ectocarpus siliculosus, 1221 nucleotides. NCBI's taxonomy places the organism in Eukaryota, Phaeophyceae, Ectocarpales, Ectocarpaceae. The record is from the annotation of a GenBank genome assembly.